AUGGGGAGCGGCGGUGUGAUCCACUGUCGGUGUGCCAAGUGUUUCUGUUACCCUACAAAGCGAAGAAUAAGGAGGAGACCCCGAAACCUAACCAUCUUGAGCCUCCCUGAAGAUGUGCUCUUUCAUAUCCUGAAAUGGCUUUCUGUCGGGGACAUCCUGGCUGUCCGAGCUGUGCACUCCCACCUGAAGUACCUGGUGGACAACCAUGCCAGCGUGUGGGCGUGUGCCAGCUUCCAGGAGCUGUGGCCUUCUCCAAGGAACCUGAAGCUCUUUGAAAGGGCUGCUGAAAAGGGAAAUUUUGAAGCUGCCGUGAAGCUGGGUAUAGCCUACCUCUACAAUGAAGGCCUGUCUGUGUCUGAUGAAGCACGUGCGGAAGUGAACGGCCUGAAGGCUUCUCGCUUCUUCAGUCUCGCUGAGCGACUGAAUGUGGGUGCCACGCCCUUCAUCUGGCUCUUCAUCCGCCCUCCGUGGUCGGUGUCUGGAAGCUGCUGCAAAGCUGUGGUUCAUGAGAGCCUCAGGGCCGAGUGCCAGCUGCAGGGAACUCACAGAGCGUCCAUACUGCACUGCUUGGGGAGAGUGCUCAGUCUCUUCGAGGAUGAAGAGCAGAAGCAGCAAGCCCGGGACCUGUUUGAAGAGUCUGCUCAUCAGGGUUGUCUGGCCAGCUCGUACCUCCUCUGGGAACGUGACAGGAGGACGGACAUGUCAGAUCCUGGGCGAUGCCUCCACAGCUUCCGGAAACUCAGGGACUUCGCGGCCAAAGGCUGCUGGGAAGCACAGCUGUCUUUAGCCAAAGCCUGUGCGCAUGGAAGCCAGCUGGGACUCGGCGCGACAGCCUCGGCCGGGGUGGUGCGCCCCCUCUUUCAGACCUCCCGCGCCGUCAGCAAGCAGCAGGUCUUCUCUGUGCAGAAGGGCCUCAGCGACACGAUGAGGUACAUCUUGAUUGACUGGCUGGUAGAAGUUGCCACUAUGAAGGACUUCACGAGCCUGUGCCUUCACCUGACCGUGGAGUGCGUGGACCGGUACCUGCGGAGGAGGCUGGUGCCCCGGUACAGGCUCCAGCUGCUGGGCAUUGCCUGCAUGGUCAUCUGCACCCGGUUCAUCAGCAAAGAGAUUCUGACGAUCCGCGAGGCUGUGUGGCUCACAGACAACACGUACAAAUAUGAGGACCUGGUGCGGAUGAUGGGAGAGAUCAUCUCUGCCCUGGAAGGGAAGAUUCGGGUCCCCACUGUGGUUGAUUACAAGGACGUCCUGCUGACGCUGGUCCCUGUGGCACCGAGAACCCAGCACCUGUGCAGCUUCCUGUGCGAGCUCUCCCUGCUGCACACCAGCCUGGCGGCCUACGCUCCAGCCCGUCUGGCCGCAGCCGCCGUACUGCUCGCAAGGCUGACGCACGGGCAGGCACAGCCCUGGACCACACGGUUGUGGGACCUGACUGGGUUCUCCUGUGAAGACCUCAUACCCUGUGUCCUGAGCCUUCAUCAGAAGUGCUUCCACGAUGACGCCCCCAAGGACUACCGGCAAGUGUCUCUGACUGCCGUGAAGCAGCGGUUUGAGGACAAGCGCUACGAAGAGAUCAGCCAGGAAGAGGUACUGAGCUACGGCCAGUUGUGCGCAGCUCUGGGAGUGAAGCAGGACAGCCCGGAGCCCACGUCGUUCCUCAGCACAGGGGACAUCCAUGCCUUCCUCACCUCUCCUUCAGGAAGGCGGACCAAGCGGAAGCGGGAGAACAGCCUCCAGGAGGACAGGGGCAGCUUCGUCACCACGCCCACCGCGGAGCUGUCCAGCCAGGAGGAGAUGCUGCUGGGCAGCUUUCUGGACUGGAGCCUGGACUACUGCUCUGGCUACGAGGGUGACCAGGAAAGCGAGGGUGAGAAGGACGGUGACGUGACGGCCCCCAGCGGCAUCCUCGAUGUCACCGUGGUCUAUCUGAGCCCCGAACAGCACUGCUGCCAGGAAUCGAGUGAUGAGGAGGCCUGCCCGGAGGACAGGGGACGCCAGGACCCGCGCACCUGGGUACCAGGCCCCCAGACGCCUCCAACGCCAGAGCCUGAGCCUCGGCUCUGCAGCACAAGGGAGCCAGGCGGGGACAGCGUGACCUCAGGGUACUCCUCCAUCAGCAGCACAAGUCCCACAAACUCAGUGGACGGCAUCUCAGGGGGCCCUCCCCAAUCUACCUCAGUGCUGUCCCCAGGCAGCGACUCAAACACACAGCCUUGCCACCACCACACCAAGAAGUCGUGUUUACAGUGUCGCUCUCCAAGCCCUCCGGAGAGCAGCGUUCCCCAGGUGAAGAGGAAAAACCUAUCGACCCACAGCAAGGAGGAAGGGGAGGAGGAGAGGGCCCUGAGCCAGGCUUGCUGAGGCUGCGAGUGUGCCCGUGCUGGCCG
Messenger RNA from Odobenus rosmarus divergens (Pacific walrus), 2387 nucleotides. It is a transcript of the gene CCNF, whose product is annotated as cyclin F. The transcript is spliced from 17 exons. The record is from RefSeq and is a predicted model, not a curated record. Bases 1 to 2361 code for a protein of 786 amino acids. Gene Ontology annotation, cellular component: cyclin-dependent protein kinase holoenzyme complex; nucleus; cytoplasm. Gene Ontology annotation, biological process: mitotic cell cycle phase transition; regulation of cyclin-dependent protein serine/threonine kinase activity. Gene Ontology annotation, molecular function: protein binding; cyclin-dependent protein serine/threonine kinase regulator activity. Lineage: Eukaryota; Metazoa; Chordata; Mammalia; Carnivora; Odobenidae.